Molecule: messenger RNA, 877 nt
Organism: Episyrphus balteatus (marmalade hoverfly)
Lineage: Eukaryota; Metazoa; Arthropoda; Insecta; Diptera; Syrphidae
Product: protein psiD-like
Exons: 5
Coding region: 75-812 (245 amino acids)
Cellular component (GO): extracellular region
Molecular function (GO): chitin binding
Source: RefSeq, a predicted model, not a curated record
AGAUGUUGCAUCUACUGAAAAGGACUGUUUGAUAUCAUUUUGACUAUAACCUUAACAUUCAUCUAAGAAAGACGAUGAAGAUUCUUCUCAGAAUUAUAGUGUUUGGUGCUGCCAUCUAUACAGCAUAUUCUCUUUGUAAUAGCUGUUCGGCUAUAACAGGCUUGGCAUGUGUUGAUAAUGAUAAAUUUAGUAUUUGUGCCAAUGGUAUCCCAUCAACUUUAAUAACCCAAUGCCCUGUUGGAACUGUUUGUACUGCUUCAGCACAAAUAUGCUCGCCGCCAUCAGCUACUGUACCAGGAUCAUGCAGCCGAUGUGGUACUUGUAAUGCUAAUAAAGCAUUUGCUUGUACCGGCUACAAUACAUUUGCCCUCUGUUAUGGUACAACAAUUCCAAGUUCUAUGAAUUUCACAUGUUCCGGAACAUUGGUUUGCAAUGUUGAUGAUCCAGAAAUUUGUAUAGAUCCGGCAAUUGCAGGAAUUGGAGGAACUUGUCCUUCAACAACUACAACCACACCAACUACAACUGUCAGUCCAACAAUUACACCACAAACAACAACACCAACUCCAAGUUCAACAAUAAAUCCACAAAACACAACAACUGUCAGUCCAACAGCUGAUCCACAACUUUAUUGUGCCACUUUAGGAUCAAGUGGACGAUUUGAUAUACCAACAGAUACUUUUUGCAAACAUUAUGUUUAUUGUACUUUAUACAAUGGUACAUGGAUUGGAAAUGUUUACGAAUGUCCCGGAUCAACUUUUUUCAAUGCAACUUCCAAAUUAUGUGGCGUUGAAACGCCACUACGGUGUGUAUGAUCAAAUGUUAAGUUAACUAUAUUUCCUGUGAUUUCCUUAAUAAAAUAAAGUUUUGAAGCAAUUAA